CUGGAGUGCGCACACCGUGCUAGCAGCUGCGUGUGCGGACCACAUCCUGCUGACAGCGCUCGGGCGGGCGAGCGCGCUCAAUGAUGCGGCCCUCGUGUUGCCGGCGGUCGGCGGGGCCACAUCCCCGUUCCGCCGCGGGAGCCGUGUUCUUAUGACGGCUGGAACGGAGGAACGAGAGCUGUAACGAUUUCUGCAUCACGACCAGCCCAUGGAAUUAUGAAGGAGAUGGUUGGAGGCUGCUGCGUGUGCUCCGACGAGAGGGGAUGGGCAGAGAACCCGCUCGUGUACUGCGAUGGGCACGGCUGUAGCGUGGCAGUGCAUCAAGCUUGUUAUGGGAUUGUUCAGGUGCCUACUGGUCCUUGGUUCUGUAGGAAGUGUGAGUCUCAGGAAAGAGCAGCUCGAGUGAGAUGCGAGCUGUGUCCACUCAAAGAUGGUGCACUGAAAAGGACAGACAGCGGAGGCUGGGCCCACGUUGUCUGUGCACUGUAUAUUCCCGAAGUCCAGUUUGCGAAUGUUCUCACUAUGGAACCUAUACUACUGCAGUAUGUACCGCAUGAACGAUUUCACAAGACAUGCUAUCUCUGUGAAGAGCAGGGAAGAGAAAGCAAAGCUGCAACAGGCGCUUGUAUGACUUGCAAUAGGCACGGGUGCCGACAAGCCUUUCACGUAACUUGUGCCCAGCAGGCCGGGCUUUUAUGUGAAGAAGAAGGCUUAGAGGCAGAUAAUGUCAAGUACUGUGGCUACUGCAAAUCGCACUUCAGCAAAAUGAGCCGUAAGGAUAAGGAGCGUCCCAAGCAUAAACACAAAAAGCCGACUGAAUCCCUUAAUGCUCUUGUGUCACCGGUCUCUGUAACUACUGAAAAGACAUCUUCUACCCACCAUGUGACUACCAAGGAGAGUCUUGAGGUUGUUCGGCAGGAAGUGAAAGUGAAGAAGUCUUCUGGUCGUGGUAGUUUAGGUCAUAAAGGAAAGAAGUCCAGCAGUGGGAAGAGUACUGCCAGUUUCUCCUCCACGUCCUCCAGCAGUCCUUUCCAGCAAGGCACUGUGUGCAGCUCACUUCAGUCUUCCCAAGACUUCGCGAGUUUCAGCAAGUUAGACGAAGAAGAUGAAAAAUAUUUGAAGCCAAUCAGUUCGUCAAAUAGUUCCCCUUCUUACGAAGAACAAAAACUGGACAUCUUUGACCAGAAAUUGACGAUAUCAGGGCUAGGAUCUAUCAUGCGUUUUUCAUCCUCCUCCUCUUGCUCAAAUCAGUUAAAGGCUCGUGAGACAUCACCUAUAGACUACAAAGCCUUAAACCCUGUGACUGUUUCCAGUAGUAACCACAAAAGAAUGCCUUCUCUCAGCAUUGAGGAAGGGGACAUUACAGCAGUGAAAGAGAAGAAGCACAAAGGGAACCGUAAAAGUAAACACGGGCCUGGGCGGCCUAAAGGAAGCAAAAACAAAGAGAGCAACAGCCAAAGCACCACGUCAUUCCCUACCAUUGGCUUUACGAACUCCACUAUAACCACCUGUAGUCGUUCCAUCACUCAUGGGGGUUCUAUCCCAAGUCUUGGUACUGAAUCGUCACUGCUUGGUUCAGGGAUUUACACAAGUAAUAAGGAUCCUAUAUCCCAUAGAGGAGGGGUGUUAAGAACCUCUUGUAGUACACCAUUGUCAUCCAGUAUCCUUCCUCUUCCAGGAGGCACGUCUGUGCCACAGCUGAGCCGAUCCUCCUUACCCAGCACCAUAACAGCUUCAUCAACCUUGUCUGCUACCCAGCCUUUUUCCUUGCCAGGUACCACAAUCAGCCUUUCCUCACAUAUUUUCGGGAGUCCGCUAUCCUCAGGACCAUCUCUUACUCCUCUUCUUAGCCAAUCAGAAAACACACAGCCAGAACCCGAUCUGGAGGACUGUAGCUUUGUAUGCAGAGGGAGUUCUCCAAGGGAAAGUCUGUCCUCAACGUCACCCAUCAGUAGCCUCCCAACCCUGUUUGACCAGACAGUUUCAUGUAGUAGUAGCAGUCAGGUGGAUAAUGCAGCUACUACGACAUCGGACAUAGAGCUACUUCUGGAAAAACAUGAGAAUGGAGACACAGGUGUUAACAUUGUAGAAAUUCUGAAAUCUUUGCACUCAUUGCAGCAGGAGAAUCAGCGCCUGCAGGAACAAAUCAUGAGUCUUACAGCCAAGAAGGAACGUCUGCAGCUACUUAACGUCCAGCUUUCAGUCCCAUUCACCAUGGUGACUAACAGCAGUGUCAUGUCCAGUCAGGCACAGUACAUGUCACAGAAUGUAGGCAGUGGUGACUCGCUGACCAGUAGCAAACGCUCACCUUGCAAAACCAGCUUUGCCACGGAGAACUCUUUUUCCACUUCAUUGGAGGAUCUGCCAUCAGGCUGUCAGAGUAGGAGCAGCUCAUCUCUUUCUCUUCACAGCACGCCACCACCUUUAUCCCUGUCUCAACAGAGUCCUGUACCUCUCUCACUUCCACAGCAGCUGAAUGGCCUUGGAAGAGUGACAUCAGGGACGCUCCAAAAUGCAGCUGCAACUUCUGCCAUUGCCACAGUUCCUGUGGUGGGGGGCAUGAUGGGAAACCUGACAGGAAGUCAGCAACUUGCCAUGAAUGGAAUUAUGGGGAAUUUGAAUGGAGCUGGUUUGUCUGCAGCAGUGAUGGCACAGGCUCAAAACCCACUAGGGCAGUCGGCAGUGCAGCAUAGUGUUCAGAUACCCAACAACAUGAACAGCUUGCCUGUUCUCCUUGCUGAACAACAGAAGCACUUUCUUCAGCAGCAGUUGCAGCAGCUCCUAAACACCCAGCAGCUCACACCUGAGCAGCAAGCAGUGAUCUGCCAGAUGAUACAGCAGCAGCGGCAGCAAGAGUUGCAGCGCCUCCCAGCAGCAGGAUCGUCACAAGUCAGUAACUUACUGGCAGUUACUGCAGCACAGGCCCACCAUUCAGGGAAUGGCAUGAUGACUCCAGGAGCAGCAGUUGCACCUCUGCAUUCUGGGAACUCUUUAAUGGCAUCAGUGGCCCCUGCUCUCAACAGCGGGAGCCUGAUGACAUCACCCACAGCACCACCUCUACUUCCUGGGAACAGCCUGAUCACAUCAUCUGUAGGACCACCAGUGUUGUCACCCCAAACCAUUCCAUUCCUUAAUAUGCACUCAGACAACAGUUCUCAAAAAGCUGGAAGAGUGAAUGAUAAAGGACUGACCAUGAGCCAGGAUAAAGGGUGAGAUGGUCAAAGAAGGUUUGUGACUGAAGGGAGGGACAUUUGCAGUCACUAGAUCAAACGUCCUCUGAACUGAAAACCAGCCUAGAGACAUUACGAGAAGCAAUGCAUAGCAGUUGCUUCAGCGGAACAUUUUGUAUUUUUUUAUGUGGAACCUUUCCUUUGGACAUGCUGCUUCACUGCGGAAAGAUGUGCAUGUUUUAUGCAGCACCUUUUGGAGAGCUGUAUAUGAUUUAUGCAGCAUCCUUUGGAGAUAUGUUUUCAGCUUUGGGUAAGCUUCAUAGGAAAACAACUUGGUGACAAACGUAACCUGGCUGACAGCCAAGCAAAGCUUCAGCACGUCACUCAUACAGCUUGGUUUUUAGGAAGAGGAAAGAAUUUACCAUACUGUUGACAAAAGAUUUCAAACAACCUUUUACUUUAUCAGUAUCUGAUAUCUGUGCAGCUUUGUGGCUUUAGGCACUUCCUUCACUACCUUUUUUUCUUUUUCUUGAUUUUUUUCCUUUUCCAAAAUGUUUUGGCAUCCCCUAACCUAUCAAGAAAGUCACCUGUGCCCUGUUAAAGACAGAGUGGAUUACAAAUUUUGAAUUUUACUGGAGAUGAUAUAUAAACCACUAGCCAAGUAUGAGGUAGACAAAACCAGGAAAAGAGUAAAGAUAUUUAUGAGAGCUUUUCCUUGACACAGCAAUGAGCGAUUCAGAUAACAAAGGUAAUUUCUUUAUACUUGCAACAAUUAACUAAUUGAAAUUUCAUCCUAAGUGUAUGUAAAGAGGACUGGAUCAUGAAAUUAAUACUGCGUUAGUGACCAUAUCUUUGUGUCCCCUGUGCUCAGAUGCAGUGCAAUAUGUUGUGAAGGAGAGUGCAGGACACACCCAAGUGAUGGAUGUGGAUCUGAGUUUUUUUGAUAAAGUUGAUUAUAGCUGAAUUUUUGCUGUGUUGAAAGCCUGUCAGUCAUUCUUGAAACAGUGCCUUUAAUACAUUAAACCGUAUUUUAAAUACUUGAAACUUUACCCGAAAAAAUGGCCCUAUUGACAUAAAUAGGACAUGUCUCUUCUCUGUCUGCUUAUGUUACCGACAUCUGAGCAUCUAGUUGCAGUUGGCAGUUCACAAAAUGUGUCAAGUGACUGCAGGCAGUGUUUAAUUUGCAUCCCUGACAUUAUAAAACAUAUUUUUUGUUUUAAAAGACUCAUUGCUAUUAUUUUAGAAAUUCCUAUUAAACAGAUUUACACACAGAUUAUCUGGAAGAAGCUAAUAACUUGUUCAGGACUGUCAGAAAGCCAGACCUGGGCUAUGACUUUUAUUCGUGGUUAUGUUUCAAAGUUUUCCCUGAGGGGAUCUUGAAAAUUGGCAACUAUUAUAUCCUGUUCAAGUGGUGACGCUCUGAUGAGUCAAUAUUUUACUGACUUUUUUCUAUGCUGUGUUAGAUUACAGAGACAGAUUUGCUCUGAGAAUCUUUGAUGAGACACCUUAACAUUUUGAUUAAAUGGUCAGUACGUCAGUUUCAUCUUUUAUAUGGAAAGUGAUGUGUACGUACCUAGACUGUGUAUUUUGAAGGUGAACACCACUCUACAGAAACACUAUGGUUAUUUGCUGUACAUGAUUUAUAAUCUAUUCAUAUAAAGUCAGCGAUGGUCUUUUAUAUUGGUUGAUUUUAGCUCGGGGGGGGGGGUGUUAGGCUCCACCUUUAAAAAAAACAUAAAGAAUGCAGGGAAGAGAUCCUAUACUCCGCAAGUGUUGACAUGGGUUCAGUGAUGUAGUUAUACACAUCUUAGCAUCUAAACAACAUUUUAUUUGGUAUCAGGGAGCACUGAUUUAGGUGACCUUUUUCAAACUCAGUUGGAAAUCACUGUCUGGUUAAAUUAGAUGCUCAGAGUCUAAUAACAGGCAAAUGGAAGUUGAAGGAAUUCUCAUUCAGUUAUACGUUUACGUUCAUACCCAGUUGUAGUUUAAUCUGAUGUAUGUUUAAAGACAGGCUUUUUCUAUAAACAUUUACAGAUACAAUAUAAGCUUUUUGGGCCAGUCUCCUUCUUCCAGUCUACUUUGUUAUAUCUAAUAAUAGAAGUGAACUACAUGGAUGUAUCGAAGAAUAAGAUAUGAUUAUCUUACAUGCUAAUCGUGCUAAAUCUGUUCAUUAAGAUCCUAAAAGUAUUUAUUAAUUUAUGGUGUCUUCCCUGUAUAUAUAAAAUAACCUACAUAUAACAGCAAGAGGUAUUCUUACCCCAUAGAUGGUGGCACACUAGUUCUGGGAUUUAAGCCUUUUAAAUCUCCAUGGAAGGGAUGCGGCCUCUGUUCUCACUGGAGUGGCACAGAACAUAUAUUUUUUAACACAUUUCUGUAUAGGCCUUAUGAGGAUGAUUCUUGAUCUCUAUUUUGUCUUUUCCUUCUCUGUUCGUUUAAUUUUCCCGUUGUCAACAGUGAUGGUAAUAUUUUUAACGGUUUCAGAAACCAGUUGUAUGGUGACGUCCUCAUUUAAUUCAGGACAGCAGCUGUCUUGCACAUCAGGUACGUGUGGCUUGCAUAGUCAUUUUUCCAGCAGAGAAUAAGGAAUCGCGUUUAACUAAAAUCAGAAUAUGCAUCUCACCAAUGAAGAAUAGAAGGAGGUGUUCUUUGCAGCUGUCUAGAAUCUUACCAGCCUUUCAAUGUCACAUAGCUGACAACAGCAAUACAUUUCUGUCUGCCUGAGGAUAUUUUUUAAUUGAACUUUUGACUUGUUUUACUACAACAAAAAUCAACAAUGUGCUUUCUAUUAUUGUAUUUUCAUUUGCCAGAUGGAGUGACUGUUGAAGGAGAACAAAGAAACAGAUUGAAAUGUAGUCAUUGAAGCUUGUUUCCCAUGGGAUGUCUCAUCUGUGGAGUCGGUGUAAAGCAUGAGCCACACCAGUUUGUGUACAGUAGAAACUGGUUAUCAAAAAGUGAGACACAGAAUUAUGAAAAGAGGACCCUUUUCAGUGUGUAGCCCAAGAAUUCAGAACAAUGAUUCUUGGAGGACUAUUAAUGUAUUUUUUUGGCGGGGGCCCUAAUUUUUAAGAGGCUGCGCAUACUGCAGAGCGCAUUUAUGCACUUUUAUUUCAUGUUCACAAGUGCAUCUCUGAUUUGCUCAGUUUUCUGUACUACAUGCCACUUUAAUGAAAGAAAAAAAAAUAAUUAAUUAAUUAAGCGUACAAAUGCUGAGCUCCUCUUCAAAAUAACCUGCAACUCAUUAUGGUAAAACCAUAUCUGAGAUCAGGAACCUGAGAGGUGUUCAGAAUUUUAAUAAAAUAAUAAAAUUUAAAUUAUAUUUUUUUCUACAUUUUAUAAAAACAAUUUAAAAAUAAUUUAAAAAGCAAAAAUCGUGAAACAGUGCUGUAGAUGCAGUGGGAUAAGGGUGAGGGUCUUGGCAAGUUCUAUCACAGAAAGUUCUCGAAAUAUAAAUAUGUUAGAUGGCUUGCAGGCAUAGUUGUAAAGAGCACAUUUUUCUAACAGUGGGCAGCUUCUGUGUCUCUGAAGAAAAUGUCUGCAACUCUCACAUAUGUUUUGGACACCGUAUAUAGGACUGCAACAUCAUGCCAGAAGCAAACCCUCAAAAUGUACCACAUGAAGGAAAGUCUGUAAUCAUCAGUUGCACUCUGGUACCUGUUUACCUAUGUUGAUGGAACUGUCUACUUUAUUGUCUGAUAUGUCUGGGUUUCAUAGUUCUUUUUUAUGUUUUUGUUUGUUUUUUAUUUUAAAUAUUCUGUAUAUUUUUGACAGUUGAAUUAUGGUAGAAAAUAUAUUUUGUAACUGCUUGACUGUUACAUUUAACAGUGAUGCAUUUUGUGAUAUGAUGGGUUUUUUAAAUUAACUGUUUAUGUACUUUAGAUGAUUUUACACUUUUGCAGUUCUUUCCAACUGUUCACUUGGAGUACACAAGACUGUUUAUUGUCAUACAUGAAAACAAUAAAUUAAUCUGUCCUUUAUGGAGGUUUGGGAUGGGGUCUACAUAAGAGAUGCCUGUUGUCCCAUUUGAGCCCAGCUGUUUCUCUGCAGUCACUUGAUUCUAUAUUUGUUUUAUCAGAGUAGAAGCGAGGUGGGGGUAAUGUCUUUUAUUCUGGAAUGGAUGUCACAACAUUAAUCUUUUCCCUGACAGGGGGUGCUGGGAUACAUCUUACCAUUUGCCUCACUCUGUUCAAGAAAAACAAUCCAGUGUGAGAUACUCACUGUAAAUAAAGUAGAUGACUGAA
Messenger RNA from Protopterus annectens (West African lungfish), 7408 nucleotides. RefSeq names its product MLLT6, PHD finger containing (gene MLLT6). Gene Ontology annotation, cellular component: nucleus. The transcript is spliced from 19 exons. NCBI's taxonomy places the organism in Eukaryota, Metazoa, Chordata, Ceratodontiformes, Protopteridae. The record is from RefSeq and is a predicted model, not a curated record. Gene Ontology annotation, biological process: regulation of transcription by RNA polymerase II. Gene Ontology annotation, molecular function: histone binding; nucleosome binding. Bases 217 to 3213 code for a protein of 998 amino acids.